GUCGCGUCCAGCCACUUCCACUAGAAGCUCUGCCCACGGCGAAAAGCCCAGAUCCAACACAACACAACAUCACCUGCGUGCUACUGACCGACCUCCAUGACACUUCUUACCGUUGUCUAAAUCUGCUGCCUUCUGCUCGAAACAUCCUUUGCGCAUCAUUUCUCUUGGGUGCGGUGCCUUCCUUGAUUUUUCUACGUGUCCAUCUCUUCUUCCUCCGUCACAUAACAUUAACUAGAAAGGAUUAUUUGCCUGUCGCGCCUUCGAAGUCAGCUGGGACUUCACCUCCUCCUCGGCGCGUCGUCCUUUUCGCCUCUGGCUAUCACUGUCCUGGCCACCCACCAGGACAGCGCACGUUCGUUUUAAGACGUUUGACUACGUUCCUUUAUCUAUCUACGAUUCCUCAAUAAAACCCAUGGCGUCGGCCGAAACGGCAUCCGAAUCCUAUCAUUCUACCUUGCCAUUGACCCCUUGCGAUUCCGAGAACGAACGAAGCAGCGAAGCCGCGCCCAUGGCUGGUCGAAAGCGAAGCGCCAGUGAAAUGGAAGAGCCCAAGCGAGCGCCCAAGUCAACACGCAAUGGGCCAGAGACAAUCGAACCCGAAGCAACGCCCGACUUUACCCUCGAGUGCCCUGCGCGUCCAAGGACGGCUAAGCAGUUGGCCAACGAUGAUUUGUAUAUUGAAACUGACGCCCCGAGCCUGGCGCCACACCUGACCAUUGAUUUUGCGGUGCGACCGGGGAAGAAAUGGUCCGAGUUGUCUCGAUUCAAGAACGCAAAAUUCAACAAUCCGGUAGUGGUCAUAUAUACCUCUGGCCAAGUCGUCUACGUCAACAGGCGAUUUCCCAUUCCUGAGUCUCCACCGUCCGACGCAACCGAAGAUGAAAGAUUACAAUAUGAUCAAGAAAACUUUUGGGUUGGACUGAUUUCCGAGUUUCGAGCGGAAAGCCCGGACAAGGUAUACGUCAAGGUGUACUGGCUAUACUGGCCUGACGAGCUCCCAGAAGGACGACAACCAUACCACGGAAAACGGGAGUUGGUUCUGAGCAACCAUGUGGACAUCAUCGACGCAUCGACAAUCGCGACUCACGCGGAGAUCAGUUUCUGGGAUGAGAAUGACGACUCCAACAAGAAUGUUCUUCAAGAACGAUAUUGGAGACAGACAUACGAUUUGAAAAAGGCAGCACGUGAUCCCAGAAAUGCGCUCAGCAAGCUCCGAAAGUUCUGCACCUGUGGUAAAUACGAUAACCCUAACGUGGAAAUGUAUCAAUGCCACAAGCCACAAGUAGGGUGUGGGCUCUGGAACCACCAGGAGUGCUUGAUCAAGGCGCUGGAAGAGCGAGCGUGGAACCAGUUUCUUACCGGAACUUUAACGCAUGAGCGAGAAGAAGAUCAGACACUGAGCCAAAAAGUCGGAGGUCUCAUCAAGCCUUUGGUAGAAUUAGCGGGAGGUUCCAAAGACGACAAGGCGCAACCAGCUGCUGAGGCGCGGAAAGGUGGCAAGCGAGCGAAACAGUCGGCCAAGGGACAAAAACCGUGGUUUGGAAAAUUAAAGGCCAAUAUCGAGACGGUGGAUGGAAACGUGUUCAAUGCCACAGUCACUCAGUUGGUCCCGACACCAGCGAGUGCCAUUGCCAAUGGCAAAGGCGGAAACCGAUUCGAACCCAAGGAGUGGAGAAUGAAGUUGAAUUGCUUGAGAUGCGGCGAGUCAUUGAACUGAACCUUGGAGCUGUUGGCCAACCCGACUCUUGUAAUUUACCAUAGUAUAUUGUUGCGGCGAGCAGAGAAUUUAUCAUCCAUGGCCAGAGUAGCUACCACGGAGCAGAUGACAGUUAUGUAACAAGAUGAAAUAAGGUGGAUAUUUUGCUGCGCGUCGUAGCGCCCGGUAAACGUGAGCCCCCGGGUGGUAGAUGCUUGAUAGGAAUGAGUCCUGAAUUUGGAAUGA
Molecule: messenger RNA, 1942 nt
Organism: Exophiala mesophila
Lineage: Eukaryota; Fungi; Ascomycota; Eurotiomycetes; Chaetothyriales; Herpotrichiellaceae
Exons: 2
Coding region: 413-1717 (434 amino acids)
Molecular function (GO): chromatin binding
Source: RefSeq, a predicted model, not a curated record